AGCACUCAGUUUGUCAUAAGAAUAAUUAAAUAAAACUGUAAAUAAUGAUUGGUUCUACUUGCCUUCGUUUAAGUGUAGUCAUUCUUUUAAGCGUUGUUAUGAAGGAGAAAAUAGUAAAAACACAAGAAGUUCAUUUACCACCAGGGCACGAAUGUAAGAUGACUCCUGUUAUUCAUGUUCUGCAACACGCCGGUUGCGUUCCCAAACCUAUACCAUCUUAUGCGUGCAUUGGUAAAUGUACGAGUUACGUGCAGGUGUCUGGUAGCAAGAUUUGGCAAAUGGAGCGAUCAUGUAAUUGUUGUCAAGAAUCAGGAGAAAGAGAAGCAACAGUGGUAUUAUUCUGUCCUAAGGCCAAGAACGAAGAAAAAAGGUUCAGAAAGGUGACUACGAAAGCUCCGUUGGAAUGUAUGUGUCGUCCAUGUGGUACAAUUGAUGAAAGUUCUAUUACAGCAGCGAGUCCCACGUUAUUUGGAACGAGGCGGGAAUCACUGUCCAGUAAGACAUCAGAUAUUAAGGAACCGAAGAAAGAGGAGAAAUCCGUAGUGUUCGAAGACUCUAAAAGUGAUGAUAUUGAAGAAAUAAAUUACAAGGCAAUGCUAAAUAGCUUGGAAGGUGCAGCAUUUCAAUCUAGAUUGCCUUUUGACAAGAUGUCAUCUUUAGAAGCAGAAUGUUUCUCCGAUCUCCAAGGUGCUUCCAGCCAUACAUUUAUUCAGAUAAGAAACAGAAUUCUAAAACUAUGGUUCGAAGAUCCUAAGAAACAGCUAACUCAAGAAGGUUGUGUACAGAAAAUGGAACCUCCAUAUAAUGCUGAUCCACCUUUAGUAAUGCGGGCACAUGCAUUUUUGGAACGACAUGGCUUCAUUAAUUAUGGUAUUUAUGAAAGAAUUACUCCAAUACCUUCACCUCCAAAAGGAAAACAGAGACCAAAAGUCAUCAUAAUUGGUGCAGGUGUAUCAGGUUUGGCUGCAGCAAGACAACUACAAUCGUUUGGUUGUGAAGUUGUAAUAUUGGAAGGCAGGGAUAGAGUUGGUGGCCGUAUUGUUACAUAUAGAAAAGGACCAUAUGUAGCUGAUUUAGGAGCCAUGGUGGUGACAGGCUUAGGUGGUAAUCCAGUAACAACAUUAUCUGUACAAAUGAAUAUGGAGUUACAUAAAAUUAAACAAAAAUGUCCAUUGUAUGAAGCAAAUGGUAUACAAGUACCGAAGCAUAAAGAUGAAAUGGUGGAGCGUGAAUUCAACCGUCUUUUAGACGCGACAUCGUAUCUGUCACAUCAAGUUGACUUCAACUAUUACAAUGACACACCCGUCUCUCUCGGACAAGCGCUCGAGUGGGUCAUAAAACUGCAGCAGAAGAAUGUUAAACAUAAACAGAUUCAACAUUUAAAAGCUGUAAUAACUCUCCAAGAAAAAUUAAAAGGCAAUAUAAAUAAAAUGACUGAUAUCAAAGAGUUAUUGAAAUCAAUGAAAACGGAAAAGGAGAAUUUGUUAUCUGAGAGAGACAAAGUGGGCGCGGGCGAAGCGGGGAUUCUGCACGAGUUCAACUUGAGACGACUUAAUAGAGAGAUGAACCAACUCUGCAAUGAAUACGAGACCCUCAUCACUAACAAUAACACUAUUGAAGAUAAACUAACACAUUUAGAAUCUAAUCCACCGAGUUCAGUGUACCUGUCAGUUCGUGACAGACAGAUCCUGGACUGGCAUUUCGCCAACCUGGAGUUUGCGAACGCGACUCCGCUCGGCAACCUCUCCCUCAAGCACUGGGACCAGGACGACGACUUCGAGUUCACAGGAAACCAUCUAACAGUUCGCAACGGCUACUCGUGCGUGCCGAUUGCAUUAUCCGAGGGUCUGGACAUCCGGCUUGGGACCUCAGUCACUGACAUUGAAUACGGCGGUCCAGGGGUUACCGUCAAAGCGGUCAGUCACAGGACUCCGAAUCAACCUCAAACUUUUAAAGGUGAUGUGGUGCUGUGCACUUUGCCGCUGGGAGUGCUCAAAGUUGCGGUCGCGAACAACGGACAGAACCAACAGAACUUUGUUAAAUUUGAUCCGCCACUGCCCGACUGGAAGGUGGCAGCAAUCAAGCGUCUCGGCUACGGGAACCUAAACAAAGUAGUGCUAUGUUUCGAGCGAACGUUUUGGGACCCGAGUGCCAAUCUCUUUGGUCAUGUCGGUACAACCACCGCAAGUAGAGGUGAGCUGUUCCUGUUCUGGAACCUGUACAGCGCGCCGGUGCUGCUGGCGCUGGUGGCGGGCGAGGCGGCCGCGGUCAUGGAGAACGUCACUGAUGACGUCAUCGUCGGCAGAUGCAUCGCUGUGCUCAAGAGCAUCUUCGGACACGCCGCUGUGCCGCAACCUAAGGAGUGCGUAGUCACUAGAUGGCGGGCAGACCCGUUCGCCCGCGGUUCCUACAGCUUUGUGGCAGUGGGAUCCUCGGGCACGGACUACGACCUUCUCGCCGCGCCCGUCCCCGGAGCGCCCGGAGAUAACAGACUCUUCUUUGCUGGGGAACACACAAUGAGGAACUACCCGGCGACAGUUCACGGUGCGUUUCUGUCCGGGCUGCGGGAGGCGGGCCGGCUGGCGGAUCUGCUGCUGCCUCAUGUAACCAUACCCUCACACGUCUCCUAGACCCAUAACACCGGUUUAGAAGUUCCAGGAUGUUGAACUACAUGGAGAUGCCACAUGGUCAUUGCGUUGUCUUUGCGACAACGCUGCGGUACCACAAUAAACGCUUUGAUGUUGUAAACAUACAAAUUUCAAAUACAUUCACAGAGGAUGGACACUUUUUCGUAUUUUCUUUCUUUCUUACUUUCUUUUUUAUAAGUAAUUUUGUGGAUGUAGUGAUGUAAAGUGAAAUGUUUUCCGAAAAUAAUGCGAUAACGCAUUGGCGACGCUCCGUCCGUGUGGCGUCUCUAAUCUCCUCUAAUAAAGAGUGUCUUACUCUUUACAAUUCUAUAAAUCUCUUACUAGCUUAGUGAAUGUGGUCCAUGCAUUUGAUGUUAACUGAUUUAGUUAGUGCACGUAGACUACAAACUACCGGAUAUAUAGUGUUAAUUGUAAUAAAUUUUCCAGUGGCCUUAAGCUAUCCCUUUUUACAUUCGGUAACUUUUUGCGCAAUUUUUAACUAAAUUAAGAAGUAUAAGCGAUUUUGUUGCUUGCAUUAUUAGUCAUUAGACUUCUGAAAUUUGGAUGAUUGCUUUAAAUAAUAUAGAAGUUUACUGAAGAAGGGCUUAUUAGUAAAUAAUGUGGAUAAAAUGGGCUAUCGUGUAUCGAGCUACAUCCAGUACGAUUCACUUCCGCGAGCAUGACUGCGCCGCGCCGAUACCGCGGUCGUGUACCACCUUAUCAACGAGAUGAUUUGUGCACUUGAUCAUUUAUACUCAGAGUUAGUUAUUGCUUACCUAAGCAUACUCUUAGCCCUUAUUCGCACGGGCGCUUUAAUAACGCUGUGUUAAACCUAGGCAUUAGCGGCUUUCGAGUGAUAAUCGCUUUAUAAUCACUCAAAAUACAAUUGCAUGAUAAAAAAGCGUCUCGAUUUAAAAGCUUUGCCGCAUUUGUUCUAAUUGAAAGAUUUUUUGACGCACGAAAAAAAGCGCCCGUGCAAAUUAGAGCUUGGUAUAGAUUUAGUGUUAAACCUUAGUGACAAUUAAGGAAUGAAUGUACUAGUGGCAUUGUUUCUUUGUAGAAUUA
Molecule: messenger RNA, 3692 nt
Organism: Papilio machaon (common yellow swallowtail)
Lineage: Eukaryota; Metazoa; Arthropoda; Insecta; Lepidoptera; Papilionidae
Gene: Su(var)3-3
Product: lysine-specific histone demethylase 1A
Exons: 19
Coding region: 45-2630 (861 amino acids)
Biological process (GO): regulation of DNA-templated transcription
Cellular component (GO): nucleus
Molecular function (GO): oxidoreductase activity; protein binding; flavin adenine dinucleotide binding
Source: RefSeq, a predicted model, not a curated record